CUCUGUCUCCUCGCCUGUCGUCUGUCUCCCCUUCUCUCGCUCUUCUCUCCGCCUCGUCAGGCUCGGCCAGAGAGCGAGUGGCAAGAUGGCGGCGCCCAGGAUGCCACCCUCCCGGCUGUCGGGCAUCAUGGUGCCAGCACCUAUCCAGGACCUGGAGGCCCUGCGCGCGCUCACGGCGCUCUUCAAGGAGCAGCGUAACCGGGAAACAGCACCCAGAACGAUCUUCCAGAGAGUCCUGGAUAUCUUAAAGAAAUCCACUCAGGCUGUUGAGCUGGCCUGCAGAGAUCCCUCCCAAGUGGAGCACCUGGCUUCCAGUCUUCAGCUGAUCACCGAGUGCUUCAGAUGCCUUCGUAAUGCUUGUAUAGAGUGUUCUGUGAACCAGAAUUCAAUCAGGAACCUGGAUACCAUUGGAGUUGCCGUUGAUUUGGUUCUUCUCUUUCGUGAACUUCGGGUGGAACAAGACUCUUUGUUGACAGCUUUCCGCUGUGGCCUGCAGUUUUUAGGCAACGUUGCCUCACGGAAUGAAGAUUCCCAGUCCAUUGUUUGGGUCCACGCCUUCCCAGAACUCUUCAUGUCUUGCUUAAAUCAUCCAGACAAAAAGAUUGUUGCCUACUGUUCCAUGAUUCUGUUCACAUCUCUUAAUUCUGAAAGGAUGAAGGACCUGGAAGAGAACCUCAAUAUUGCAAUUAACGUCAUAGAAGCUCACCAAAAGCACCCAGAGUCAGAGUGGCCGUUCUUGAUCAUUACAGACCACUUUCUGAAAAGCCCGGAAUUGGUGGAAGCUAUGUAUGGCAAACUCAGCAAUCAGGAAAGGGUCACACUGUUAGACAUCAUGAUAGCCAAGAUCGUGGGUGAUGAGCAGCUGACGAAGGAUGACAUCUCUAUAUUUUUGCGCCAUGCUGAGUUGAUUGCAAACUCAUUUGUGGAUCAGUGUCGGAAUGUGCUGAAGUUGACCUCAGAACCUCAGACGGAGGACAAGGAAGCACUGGUUACGAUUCGGCUCCUGGAUGUCUUGUGUGAAAUGACGUCCAACACUGAGCUGCUCGGCUACCUGCAGGUUUUUCCUGGCCUGAUGGAACGCGUGAUUGAUGUUUUACGAGUGAUUCAUUCAGUUGGAAAAGAUAGCACGAACAUCUUCAGUCCCUCCGACUCUCUAAAAGCAGAGGGUGAUAUCGAACACAUGACUGAAGGGUUUAAGUCUCACCUCAUCCGUCUGAUUGGAAAUCUGUGCUACAAGAAUAAAGAAAACCAAGACAAAGUGAAUGAGCUGGAUGGCAUUCCUCUGAUCCUGGACAGCAGCAACAUCGAUGACAACAACCCCUUUAUGAUGCAGUGGGUGGUGUAUGCCGUGCGAAAUCUCACUGAAGACAACAGCCAAAACCAAGAUUUCAUUGCCAAGAUGGAGGAGCAGGGGUUGGCAGAUGCGUCCCUACUGAAGAAGAUGGGCUUUGAGGUUGAAAAGAGUGGGGACAAACUGAUUCUGAAGUCCAAUAAUGACAUCCCCCCACCUUGAAUGCCCUCUCCGUCUGAGCACAUUCAGAUCCAUCUCACGGACCUCUCGUCUCUGCGGUGUAUGAACUCACAAGUAUCGGAAAUGUAGGCGCCGAUGCGGGGCCUCCCGUCAGUUCUUUAGAAUUAAUGUGUGUAAGCUACAAGUGAGCAUUUUCUUUAGUUCUCUGCAGUGAGUAUCACUGUCUGCCUCACCUUUGUUCCUCUGGGUGGACCUCUCCCCAGUCAUAUGCAUUGUGCUUACUGUCGUAGUGAGUAAUAAACGUUUUUGUGGGCACAGCCCUCACUCGGCAAAGA
Molecule: messenger RNA, 1806 nt
Organism: Rattus rattus (black rat)
Lineage: Eukaryota; Metazoa; Chordata; Mammalia; Rodentia; Muridae
Gene: Atxn10
Product: ataxin 10
Exons: 12
Coding region: 86-1513 (475 amino acids)
Biological process (GO): neuron projection development
Cellular component (GO): cytosol
Source: RefSeq, a predicted model, not a curated record